AUGAAUUUUUUAAAAAUUCUCCUCACAAUUUAUUACUUUAAGCUUUCAAGCACUGCACUCAAUAGUCCAAAUGUGACCUCAGAAGAAGCUUUAACAUCAACAGCAAUUGCUGACAUUUGUGAGGAAUUUUUCAUCAAAAAAUCAAUAAAAUUUGACUUAAUAAUUUAUGGCGAACGUACGCGUCAUCUUGAAGAUGUUGCUGAUGGUGUUUUGGGGCUGAUAAGCAGCUUUGCAUUAAUAACUGUCCAGCAUGUCGAAAAUAUCACUCAAUGGCAUCACAAUCUUGAAGAUUCAGCAGUUCUUCUCUUCAAAAACACAAAUUAUUUAACAAAUUUCAAUUAUUUGACAAAUUUAACGAAUUUUUCACCAAAAGAAAUGAAAUUUUUAAUUUAUUGUGAGAAUUAUGACAAUUUUGAAGCAGUUCCAGCUAUAAUUUACUACAAUGCAGACGGCGCUCAUAUCAGUUCUUAUGAAUAUUUCAUUAUAGAUGCCAAAGACAACAUCCAAGUCAUGACUUUUGAUCACUUUAGGGACGACUCUUGCAAAUCAAUCGUCUCAAAAAGCUACAAAAUUGUGAACAACUUUAAAAAGUCAGCUUUAAAAUGGCAGCAAGAAUUGACAGCAGAUCAAAAGACAUGCUAUCAAAGUAAAAUGUUUGAGUUUAUCACGACAGACAUUAGAAAGCCAGCACCAGAGACACUUGAGGAUGUCAUUGACAGAGGAUAUACGUUUGUUGUUGUAGAGGAUCCGGUGGUUUUUAGUGAAUUUCUUGUUGGUGUCAUUGGCAGUGCUGGUGAAAGCCUAAAAAUAAAGUCUACAAAAUUCGACAUUGACUGCAUCAAACUUUACUGCCAAAGCAUCCAAAGUUCAUCAAGUAAGCUUGCAUUCAUCCACACCAGCAAGUUCUUUAGCAACACAAAUUCAAUCUGUGAAGGCUCACUGAUUAAACUCAAAAAUUUUCAUUUGAAUGCCAUUCCAGCUGGCUUAAGAUUAAACAUGAACAGCAUUUUACAUCCAAUUUUCAUUGAUGUUAUGGACCGAAUGAUUGCAUCUGGAGUUCUUCAGUAUCUGGAAACUUUCAGUUCUGAAGCAUUGUUUGGAAAGUAUCAAGAAGUUGAAGACAAUUUGCCAAAAGUUUUUGCACUCGAUGACUUGAGUUUUGGAUUUAUUUUGUGGAUAUACGCGUGUGGACUGUCAAUUAGUGUGUUUUUAUUCGAAUGCUUAAAGGAGUCUGCAAGUUCUUCAAAGUUUGACCAGAUUUCAAUUUUAGAGUCUUCUUUGGUUCCAACAGUAAUUUUUGAAAUUUCCGUGGAAUUUUUCAUCAAAAAAUCAAUAAAAUUUGACUUAAUAAUUUACGGUGAACGUACGCGUCAUCUUCAAGAUGUUGCUGAUGGUGUUUUGGGGCUGAUAAGCAGCUAUGCAUCAAUAACUGUUCAGCAUGUCGAGAAUAUCACUCAAUGGCACCAUAAUCUUGAAGAUUCAGCAGUUCUUCUUUUCAAAAGCACAAAUUAUCUAACAAAUUUCAAUUAUUUGACAAAUUUAACGAAUUUUUCACCAAAAGACAUGAAAUUUUUAAUUUAUUGUGAGAAUUAUGACAAUUUUGAAGCAGUUCCAGCUAUAAUUUACUACAAUACAGAUGGCGCACAUAUCAGUUCUUAUGAAUAUUUCAUUAUAGAUGCAAAAGACAACAUCCAAGUCAUGACUUUUGAUCACUUUAGAGACGAUUCGUGCGACUCUGGAACUCCCAAUGAUUUCAAAAUCGUGAACAUAUUCGAUAAGUCAGCCUUAAAAUGGUACACAAAUUUUACGUUUCAUAAUAAAUUUGUAGACUUCAAAGGCUGCAUGCUGACUCUAACAAGCUAA
Messenger RNA from Chironomus riparius, 1863 nucleotides. The record is from the annotation of a GenBank genome assembly. Lineage: Eukaryota; Metazoa; Arthropoda; Insecta; Diptera; Chironomidae.